This is a messenger RNA of Lasiodiplodia theobromae, 750 nucleotides long. RefSeq names its product Ubiquitin-protein ligase. The record is from RefSeq and is a predicted model, not a curated record. The transcript has 2 exons. NCBI's taxonomy places the organism in Eukaryota, Fungi, Ascomycota, Dothideomycetes, Botryosphaeriales, Botryosphaeriaceae. The coding region runs from base 1 to 750 and encodes 249 amino acids.
AUGUCAUCCGAUCACGUGCCAAGCCCGAACGACGUCUACGCCGUGCGCAACAUCCUGCGCAGCCUCAAGCUGCCGCCCGAGCUGGUCCUGUCGAUCCUGGCCUUCGCACGCUACAACCCGCGCGUGCACGCGGCCCGGCACGAGAACCGCAGCUACCGCGCCUCGAGCAUGCCGAACCAUUGCGUCGCCGGCCUCUACCUCUGCACGCCGGUCAUUCCCGUCCCGCAUCCCUCCGAAGGCUACGACGACUUCAAGAUCGCCGCCGUUACCUUCGUGCUGCGCAGCGCCGACCAGGGCUGGGGCGGUGAUCGCGGCCAUGGGCUGUAUCGCGGCAGCUGGACCUGGUUUGAGGCCAGCAUUUUGCGCCGCGCUGAAGGUGUGCCUGAGGAUGGACCAGUCGGCGACGGCAUUGAGCAUGGCAUGUCGCAUAGGCUGAGCGAGCCGGCUGCCGCGCGCGAGCUGCUCAAUGCGCUCGGGUGGGACUUUGCGAAGAGUGAAGACGGCAAGGUUGCGUGGACGGUGCAGUGCAAUCGCGUGGCCCACAGGGCGCCUGUAGAUCACGAGGUGUGCUGGAGACGUCAUGAAUGCCGUGCGAAGCCGGAAGGUGACGAUGAUGGAAAGGGUGAUGGAGCUGGAUUUUUGGAGCUGAUGAGGCCUGGAGACAGGGUUGCAUUAUGGGGGAGGGCUCAGUUUCCUAGCUGGGUGAACAACGUGGAAUCGGCUGAGAUCACCGUUGAUUAUGAAGUUUAA